CAAUACAGACCUUUCCAUCCAAAGUUUAACAACUAAAUAGUUACUAAUUUUUUAUUGAUCAAAUAUGAUUUCUCACACCAUAAACCUAUUUUUCAUCUUCACCAUCUUCACCACAUUCUUAUGUCUCUCUUCGUGUGAUGAUGGCAUCCCAAACAAAUACUCCUCCAUAUUGGGUCCUAACAACGAUAAGCUUCCUACUCAAGAUGAAGCUAUACAGUUAUUCCAACUAUGGAAGAAAGAACAUGGACGUGUCUACAAUGACCUAGCACUCAUGUCUAAAAAAUUUGGCAUUUUUCUUUCUAAUUUAAGGAUCAUCACAAACGCUAAUAGAAAAAGAAACUCAUCUGAUGACUUCCUUCUUGGUCUGACAAACUUUGCUGAUAUGAGCUCGAAGGAGUUCCAAGAAAGUUACUUACACGACAUUGACAUGUCCGGCAACACGAUGAAGCUGCAGGAUGAUGUUCAUUUACCAAGUUUUACUUUGCCUGCAUCCGUAAAUUGGAUAAAACAAGGAGCUGUUACUGAUGUUAUGGAUCAAAUUCCUCCUUGUAAUAGUUGCUGGGCAAUCUCAGCUGUAGGAGCCAUUGAAGGAAUAAAUGCAAUAAAGAAAAAGAACCUGAUAAAACUUUCUGUUCAAGAGCUUGUGGAUUGUGACUCGGGGAGUCAUGGUUGCGAUGGGGGAGAAGUCCGUACUGCGUAUGAUUGGGUUAUAAGUAACAAGGGAAUUACAGAUGAACAUAACUAUCCUUAUACAGCACGGAAGGGUCCCUGCAGAUCCUCAUCGUCUCCAAAUCUUGCAAGUAUUUAUUCAUAUUAUGCCGUGGACGCAACAGAGAUCGCACUAUUAACUCAAACUGCUCAGCAGCCGAUUAGUUCGUGUAUUUAUGUUGUACCAGAAGACCUUCAACAUUACACUAGGGGAAUAUAUGAUGGUCGCAAUUGCCCGGAGGAUCCUCGACUAGCAAAUCACUGCAUGUUAAUAGUUGGAUAUGAUACUGAAUUGAAUCGAGAUUAUUGGCUUGUGAAGAAUUCAUGGGGCAAAGCAUGGGGUGCCGGUGGUUAUAUGUUUAUCAAAAGAAACAACGGUAGACCAUAUGGCGAUUUGCUGGUUGAAAAAUUCAAAGAUGGUACAUUUGUUCCACUAGAACUUCAUGACAUAUUGGUAGAAGUCAUUGAAACAUAUAAGCAUGGUGGGCGUUACAAUAUUGACACCACAAUAACUCAACUAGAUAACAUGUCAGGAUUGUAA
Messenger RNA from Vicia villosa (hairy vetch), 1249 nucleotides. Its product is annotated as zingipain-2-like. The record is from RefSeq and is a predicted model, not a curated record. The transcript is spliced from 6 exons. Gene Ontology annotation, cellular component: lysosome. Lineage: Eukaryota; Viridiplantae; Streptophyta; Magnoliopsida; Fabales; Fabaceae. Gene Ontology annotation, molecular function: cysteine-type endopeptidase activity. The coding region runs from base 65 to 1249 and encodes 394 amino acids.